GAACGCGCGCGCCAUGAGGGCGCCGCUCCGCGUCGUCCUCCUCCUCCUCCUCUGCGUAUCGACGAACGCGCGCGCGUCCUCCUCGGACGACGACCGCGCGCGCCUCGUGCGCGCCUUCCAGAACGCGCUCGCGACGCACGAGCGCGGAGACGCCUCAGAUGCGCUGCGCGAGUACGAAGCCAUCCUCGCGGACGCCUCCGCGCGACCGCACCUGAGCGCGAAAGCGGAGGCGAUCCUGCGCACGAACGCCGGGGGCAUUCUCUACCAGCGCGGGAACGUCGACGCGUCGCGCGCGCACUUCAAACGCGCGACAGAGCUCGACCCGUCGCACGCGGAGGCGCGCGUCAACCUCGCGAACCUUCUCUCCGAGGACGUCGGAUCUCACGAGGACGCGUUAACGCACGCUCGCGAGGCGGUGAGGCUGCGCCCCGACCACGCCAAGUCGCAUCACCUGCUCGGGAACGUGCUGCAGCACCUGGGGCAGGAUAUCGAGGCGGCGUUGCGGUUCAAGACCGCGGAGACGCUCGCCGCGGGCGACGCGGCGGCGAACGCGCCCGCGGGAAUCUUUCAGAUUCGCGCGACGGAAGUGGGCGAGACUAAGCCGUGGAUCUCGCCGGACGGCCGCGAGCUGACCGUGCGGACGAUCUCCGUGACGCCGCCGGUGUUUCGAGUCGAGGGUUUCGUGACGGAGCGGGAGAGAGAGGCGGUGAUUCGAAAGGCGGCGCCGGAGAUGCGAGAGAGCCGGACCGUCGCGGACGGCGGGAAGGCCGGGCCGACGCGGCGCCGAAAGAGCGAGACGGCGUGGCUGGUAACGCACGGCGACGACGCGUUAGAGGCGUUGUCGACGCGAGCGACCGCGCUGCUGAACCUCUCCGCGGACGUCGCCGCCGCGGAGGAGCGCGUGCAGGUGUUGAGGUACGAGAAAGGCGGCUACUUCGACGUGCACCACGAGAGCACGGCUUUUCUGCGUCGAUUCGCGACGGUGUUGUACUACCUCUCCGGCCCGGGCGAGGGCAACGGCGGGCACACGGCGUUCCCGCUCGGUCCGCACGGCGAGGGGACCGGGGAAGGGACGGUCGUCGCGACCGCGGGGAACGUCACCGCCGCGUGCGAGGGCGGCGUGAGAGCCGCCCCGGUCCCCGGCGACGCAAUUUUUUUUUAUAAUUUUGGCGUCAACGGCCGGGUGGACGCCAACGCGAUGCACGCCGCGUGCGAAGUGACGGGGGGGACGAAGUGGGCGGCGAAUCACUGGUUCAACCUCGCGGAGCGGCGGCGCCGAUCGCCGCCGCCGCCGCCGCGCGACGAGCUGAGAUAGAUGGGCGGAGGAGAGUACGCGUAGUGCCUAGCUGGGAAAGUAGCGCGACUCGAUUCUUAUCGGAGACAGACGUCUUUCGUU
Messenger RNA from Micromonas pusilla CCMP1545, 1396 nucleotides. RefSeq lists its product as uncharacterized. Gene Ontology annotation, molecular function: procollagen-proline 4-dioxygenase activity; iron ion binding; L-ascorbic acid binding. NCBI's taxonomy places the organism in Eukaryota, Viridiplantae, Chlorophyta, Mamiellophyceae, Mamiellales, Mamiellaceae. The coding region runs from base 14 to 1315 and encodes 433 amino acids. The transcript has a single exon. Gene Ontology annotation, cellular component: endoplasmic reticulum. Gene Ontology annotation, biological process: peptidyl-proline hydroxylation to 4-hydroxy-L-proline. The record is from RefSeq and is a predicted model, not a curated record.